This is a messenger RNA of Gossypium raimondii (Peruvian cotton), 3677 nucleotides long. Its product is annotated as AP-4 complex subunit epsilon. Gene Ontology annotation, cellular component: AP-4 adaptor complex; membrane coat. Gene Ontology annotation, molecular function: cargo adaptor activity. The record is from RefSeq and is a predicted model, not a curated record. Gene Ontology annotation, biological process: intracellular protein transport; receptor-mediated endocytosis. The transcript has 11 exons. The coding region runs from base 287 to 3154 and encodes 955 amino acids. NCBI's taxonomy places the organism in Eukaryota, Viridiplantae, Streptophyta, Magnoliopsida, Malvales, Malvaceae.
CCAAAAUCGCCAGUGAAGCUCUCGACCGUGGAUUAGCCCGGGCGGUCACUUAUUGCACUGCCCUGUGCUUAGCCCUCGUUUCACCCACUUUUUGUUUUUUCUCUAUUUCUCUCUCUCUGCCUGAUAAAAAAACCUUUCUAUUUUCCUUCUAAAACACACAGAUAAAACAUCAAUCGAUCUAAUUUUUCAGAUCGAGAUCUCAAUCUCAACACCGAAUGAAAAAGUGAUUGUUGGCAGAUAGUAAAGAAAGCUGGAGCAAUUAAGGACGUUCGGUAGGGAGCUCGCUAUGGGCUCCCAAGGCGGAUUCUACCAGUCCAAGGAAUUUCUGGAUCUGGUCAAGUCCAUCGGCGAGGCUCGAUCCAAGGCUGAAGAAGACCGGAUUGUUCUCAACGAGAUCGAGACUCUCAAACGCCGUAUCUCCGAGCCCGACAUCCCCAAACGCAAGAUGAAAGAGUACAUCAUCCGAUUGGUUUACAUCGAGAUGCUCGGUCAUGAUGCUUCCUUCGGUUACAUUCAUGCCGUUAAGAUGACUCACGAUGACAGUCUCCUCGUCAAACGAACUGGUUACUUGGCCGUUACGCUCUUCUUGAACGAAGAUCAUGAUUUGAUCAUUUUGAUUGUCAAUACCAUUCAAAAAGAUUUGAAGUCUGACAAUUACUUGGUGGUCUGCGCCGCCUUGAAUGCCGUUUGUAAGUUGAUCAAUGAGGAGACCAUUCCUGCCGUGUUGCCGCAGGUUAUGGAGUUGCUCGCACAUCCCAAGGAGGCCGUACGGAAGAAGGCCAUCAUGGCUCUCCAUCGCUUUUAUCAGAAAUCCCCCUCUUCCGUCUCGCAUCUUGUCUCCAAUUUUCGCAAGAGGCUUUGUGAUAAUGAUCCUGGAGUUAUGGGAGCAACCCUUUGUCCGCUUUUUGAACUUAUAGCAAGAGAUGUUAAUUCUUACAAAGAUUUGGUCAUCAGCUUUGUAAGCAUUCUUAAACAAGUAGCUGAACGCAGACUAUCAAAGGCUUAUGACUACCAUCAAAUGCCAGCUCCAUUUAUUCAGAUCAAGUUGCUUAAAAUUCUGGCGUUGCUUGGAAGUGGUGACAAGCAAGCAAGUGAAAACAUGUAUACUGUAGUGGGAGACAUAUUCCGAAAAUGUGAUUCAUCAAGUAAUAUAGGAAAUGCUGUACUUUAUGAGUGCAUAUGCUGUGUUUCUUCUAUAUAUCCCAAUCCCAAGUUAUUAGAGUCUGCAGCCGAUGUUAUAUCAAGAUUUUUAAAGAGUGACAGUCACAACCUAAAAUACAUGGGCAUUGAUGCUCUUGGCCGAUUGAUAAAGAUAAGUCCAGAGAUUGCUGAGCAACAUCAGCUGGCUGUGAUUGAUUGCUUAGAGGACCCCGAUGACACUCUGAAGAGGAAAACUUUUGAACUACUUUACAAAAUGACCAAGUCUACAAAUGUGGAGGUUAUUGUUGAUCGCAUGAUUGAUUACAUGAUUAGCAUUAAUGAUAAUCAUUAUAAAACUGAAAUAGCAUCUCGAUGUGUUGAACUUGCGGAGCAAUUUGCACCAAGCAAUCAGUGGUUCAUCCAGACCAUGAAUAGAGUUUUUGAGCAUGCGGGAGAUCUGGUCAAUAUUAAGGUAGCACAUAAUUUGAUGCGGUUGAUUGCUGAGGGAUUCGGAGAGGAUGAUGAUAAUGCAGAUACUAAACUGAGAUCAUCUGCUGUGGAGUCUUAUUUGCGCAUUCUUGGUGAACCAAAGUUGCCAUCUGUUUUCCUUCAGGUAAUCUGUUGGGUAUUGGGGGAAUAUGGAACAGCUGACGGAAUGUUCUCUGCUUCUGACAUUACUGGGAAGCUGUGUGAUGUGGCAGAGGCUUAUUCUAAUGAUGAGACUGUUAAGGCAUAUGCAACUACAGCUCUCAUGAAAAUAUAUGCGUUUGAAAUAGCAGCUUGGAGGAAAGUAGAUAUGCUGCCUGAGUGCCAAUCUUUAAUGGAAGAGUUAUUGGCUUCUCACUCAACAGAUUUACAGCAACGUGCCUAUGAACUGCAAGCAGUGAUUGGGCUUGAUGCUCAUGCUGUUGCGUGUAUUAUGCCAUCAGAUGCAAGUUGUGAAGAUAUUGAGGUUGAUAGAGACCUUUCUUUCCUUAAUGAUUAUAUCCAAGAAGCAAUAGAAAAAGGUGCUCAGCCCUAUAUUCCUGAGAGUGAACGCUCUGGAAUGUUAAAUAUCAGCAAUUUUAGGAACCAAGAUCACCACGAGGCUUCAUCACAUGGUCUUAGGUUUGAGGCUUAUGAGCUCCCAAAACCAGCUGUGCAGUCCAGGAUCCCUCAAACAUUAAUUGCUUCAACUGAAAUAGUGCCAGUGCCUGAGCCAAUGUAUCCUAGGGAGAGCUACCAGACUACUAUGCCAUCUAUUCCAUCAGAUGCAGGAUCGGCGGAGCUCAAGCUACGACUAGAGGGAGUACAAAAGAAAUGGGGUAGAUCGACAUAUACACCUGCUACAUCUACCUCAAAUUCCACAUCACAGAAAACAGUUAACGGGACUUCACAAGGUGAUGGGGCAAGUACCGUAAGUUCAAUGCGUGAAACCUAUGAUUCAAGGAAACCACAAGUUGAAGUUUCUCAUGAGAAGCAGAAACUUGCUGCUUCACUGUUUGGAGGUUCAUCAAAAACGGAAAAGAGGCCUGCUACUGGUCAUAAGGCUGCAAAGGCAAGCAGCCACGUGGUGGAGAAGUCUCAUGUGCCAAAGUCUAGUAUGGAAGUUGCAUCAGAAAAGGCCGCUCCUGCUCAGCAACCUCCGGACUUGCUUGAUUUGGGGGAACCAACUGCCACAAGUACUGCUCUUCAACUAGAUCCAUUUAAACAAUUGGAGGGCCUUCUUGACGCAACUGAAGUUGCUUCAGCUGUAAAUGGUGCACCUGCUGCUUCCAGAUCACCUGAUAUAAUGGCAUUGUAUGCUGACACAGCCGCUGGUAUACACAAUAAAAAUGAUGCUGAUCUUUUAUCUGGCUUGUCAAAUCCUUCAGUGACAAACAUGCCUGGCACUACUGCAAUGCCUCAAGUAACACAAAGCAGCAGUAAAGGGCCAAACCCUAAAGAUUCCUUGGAAAAGGAUGCAUUGGUGAGGCAGAUGGGUGUGAAUCCAUCGAGUCAGAAUCCAAACUUGUUUAAAGAUUUACUUGGGUGAACUGGAAACAUGAAUAUGAUUUAAGGGAUUUUAACAGCUACCAAAUUUACAGUGCCAGUGCGGUUUUGCAUGCAGCUGGGCAGUUGAUAGGACAAUCAUACAGGCUAUAUUGGUAUUUAUUUAUCAUUACCAGAUAUAUGCCAGAGAUUGUCAUAUAAAUGUGAUCCAGCCAUAUAGAAUUUUGGGGUCAGGUACUGUUCUGUAGUUUCUUUUUUCCUUUAUUUUUUUGGAAGCAUUACUGGUCUGGAGGGUUUAGUGUUUAUUUUAAUACCUUUUAUUUUAAUAGGAAAGAGCAGAAACAAUGAUGUUGUGUUCGUUCUUUUGAGUGAUUUGCGAGCGGAGGUUUUAGUGGCGGUGUAUUGUAUUGUAGGUCAUGCCCAUGCCUAUGCCUAAAGAGUUAGACGGGCGAGGGUUUUGCUUUUGCCUUCUUUAGCAGUUGCCGAUGUUUGGGUCCCUUGUUAUAAUAAUGAUGUACAAAUACUGGUAAGUUAAUUAAUUAAUCUGAAAUAUGGAGUUUAAGUAA